Caenorhabditis sp. 36 PRJEB53466 is the source of this 791-nucleotide messenger RNA. The record is from the annotation of a GenBank genome assembly. Lineage: Eukaryota; Metazoa; Nematoda; Chromadorea; Rhabditida; Rhabditidae.
AUGCUCCGUUUCGUGGCUCUCGUUCUGCUCAUCUCCGUCUCGUCGGCCCAGUUCACCGAUUCGUGCACUUCGGACGUGUACACCACCAUCAAACAGUGCUACGUGAAAUACAUGGCCGGAUACAACAUCUCGAUGACUGACACGAUUCCCGAGUAUUGGGACUUCCACUACACCCGCAGACAGCUUCUCGACGACGACGGCCUUCACAUUCAGCCCUACGUUUGCCAGUGAGCAUUUCUUUCCUGAAGAACAUCUCUCAUUUUGUGCUCUUUCAGACUCGGAAACGCGCUCAGCGACUGUCUGGCCCCUUAUUCGUGCAUGGGACCGAAUGCGUACCUCCAGAUGAACGCCGCCAACGCCACCGAAGCCACCGACUACUGGAUCGAUCUGGCAGUCACUCAAUAUCAGUGCGGAACCGGAUACAACCGUAAUUAGCAUUCCCCGCAACCUUUUUCAUGCUCGUUUUCAGUGACAAUGACCGAGUUCUACUGCAUUGCAUUCUGCCGGGAUCGCUACCAGCCAGACGUCGAUCAAUGCGAUGCUCAGGCUGCCAUCGACAUCCAGAAUGGAAUGGAUCCGUGCGCGUGAGUUAUCCGGCUUCUCCGAAACUUCUGAAAUUGCCUUUUUUUAGUGCCCAGCAGAAGGAUUUCAACUGCCAAGCUGCCAUUUACCGAAACUGCUGCGAUUGGAAUGCCGGAGUGUACAUCUGCAACGUCGAUCUAGCAGGAUCGAAGGCCGUCAACCCGGCCUGUGUGAACGCCGGUCUCAUUACUUGUCCGGCUCCACGAUAA